AUGAAGGUCGCUUCUGCUAUCACGUUUCUCUCUCUGUUGGCUUCUAGCCAGGCUACUGGAUCUUACUGGGGCUCUGAGAAGUGUUACUCGAACCCUGGAAGAUCGGCAAACAAGUGUAACGAUCACCAGCAAAAGGGCUUCAGCUGGACUGAUCUCGCUGCUGGCUCGUUCUCAAGCUACGGCGGCUUCUCCUUCUCCGGUUUCACCUGCGGCAAUGGCUUUGGAUCUAGCCUUGGCAAGCGUGGCACCCAGAAGUGUAUCUCCGGUACCGUGUCAAAGGGCGGCUCAAGCUCAAGCUCUGGGUCUAGCUCUGCUUCCGGUUCUUUCUCCGGUUCCUUCUCCGGUUCUGCCGGCUCUAGCUCCUCUAGCUCCGGCUCAUCAGCUCCAUCUUUCUCGUGUGGUUCAGAGGAGAGCGGCUUCUCUGUGACAGACUUCCAUGUUGCCACCGAGAAGGACACCGAGCUGCACAUCAUCUACAGCAUGCCAGAUGGAUCCACAUGUAAGAACACCGCAUCUUGCAACUCCGGUGGCACCGUCGUGAGCAAUGACCAGUGUGGAGGUGCCACAUCUGUUCACUUUGAGCUUCCCGAGGACAGUGAGCAUGAGAGCUGCGGCUUCGGAAUCUACAGCGUUGGCUUUGACUGCACUCCUGGUUCCACAACCACUGCACCGGCCGCUGCCAGCAGUCCUCCUGCUACCUCAGUGCCUUACUCAUCUGGACCUGCUGGCUCUAGCUCCAUUGUUGUGCCUUCCGUCUCUGUUCCUGAAUCUUCGGUUCUGCCUGUUACUACCCCAGCCGGGAGCACUCCUGCUGCGAGCACUCCUUUCGGCAGCACCCCGGCUAUUAGCACCCCUGUCCAGAUGACUACUUCGACUGUUUACACCACCAGUGAAGUCACCAUCACCAGCUGCGCUGCUAGCGUUACAAACUGCCCGGCCGACUCGACUAUUGUCACCACUUCGACUAUCGCCAUUUCGACUACUGUGUGUCCCGUCACUGAUGCCACUCCCGUCCCUGCAAGCUCCCCACCGCUGCCCUCUGGGCCUAUCCCAAGCAGCGUCUUGCCUGUCGGUUCAUCUGUUGUAUCUGCCUCGCCUAGUGAAACUCCAGCUGGCGCAUCCUCAGUCCCAGCUUCUUCGUCUGUUGUGUCCUCUUCCGCUAGUGGCACACCAGCCAUCAGCACUCCUGUUCGGAUGACCACCUCGACUGUUUACGCCACUAGCGAGAUUACUAUUACCAGCUGUGCUGCUAGCGUCACCAACUGCCCCGCUGAUUCAACUAUUGUCACUACUUCGACUGUUGCUGUUUCGACCACCGUCUGCCCUGUCACCGAGACAAGUCCCGCCGCUGCAAGCUCUCCAUCUCUGCCCGCGGGACCUAGCCCGAGCAGCGUCUUGCCUGUCGGCUCAUCUAUUGUGUCAGGCUCACCCAGUGAAACUCCAGCCGGCGCGUCCUCGGUCUGGUCUUCAUCGUCUGUUUGGUCGGCUUCUCCCAGCGAAACGCCAGCCGGUGCAUCCUCGGUUUGGGAUUCUUCGUCCGUUUGGUCUUCCUCUGCUAGUGAGACGCCUGCCCAGACUCCUGUGCCUUCAACUCCCGCGAUCACUACCCCUGUUCGGAUGACCACUUCGACUGUUUACGCUACUAGCGAGAUCACUAUCACCAGCUGUGCUGCCAGCAUUACUAACUGCCCUGCUGAUUCAACCAUCGUCACUACUUCGACUAUUGCCAUCUCGACUACUGUGUGCCCUGUCACUGAGACCACCCCUGCUGGAGCCAGCUCGCCACCUGUCUCUGUUCCUGCAGGCCCAAGCCCGAGCAGUGUGUUGCCCGUUGGCUCGCCGUCUGAAUCGCCUUCCCCCAGUGGCACUCCUACCGUCUCUGUCCCAGCGGGUACCCCUGGAGUUCCUAGCGUGACCUCUGUCGCUUCCUCCCCUGCCGGCACCCCCUCUACCCCCGAGGAGGCCACAACAACUGUUGUGACUUAUGAGACCGUGACCACUUGCCCGAUUACUGAAACUGUGACAUCUGGCUCUUCUACCUUUGUCACUACCUCUCAGACAGUCUCCACGGUGACGUUGACUUCCACUGCCUCGGUUUGCACUCAAUGCUCAGCUACUGCUACAUCUGUUUCUCCCGAGGGUAGCUCUAUCGUUCCUUCUGGACCAAGCGAGGCGUCUAGCACAGUUUUCUCCGGCACUCCUGAGGCCUCUACCCCUGCCCCAACUGGAACUCCCGAGGCUUCCGUCCCCGUGCCGUCCGAGACCCCUGAAGGAUCGUCGCCAUCUCCAUCUGAGACCCCGGAGGGCUCCAGCCCCGUCUCGUCGGCAACCGGAGAGGCUUCUAGCCCGAUUCCCAGCGGCCCUGCUGUCACCAGCUCCAUUGGCUCCAGCAUUGGCGUGACCACCACCCCCCGCUCGACUGCGACUGUUGUGACCUUUGUCACCGUGACUACAUGCCCCGUCACCAACACUGUCACCUCGGGAUCGUCGACUUACCUCACAACCUCCAGCACUGUCUCGACUGUCACUUUGACAUCCACUCCCGUGCUUCCUAGCUCCGUCGAUGCUGGCAGUACUCCUGCGUUCGCCACUAGCCCUGCUCCCACCGGCCCUGCUAUCACUAGCGCAAUCGGCUCCAGUGUCGGUAUCACCUCAACCCCCGCUGUUCCCGAGGACUCCACCACUACAAUUGUGACUUAUGUGACUGAGACUACCUGCCCUGUUACCAACACUGUCACUUCUGGCUCCUCGACCUACGUGGCGACUUCCAACACUGUUUCCACAGUCACUCUCACCUCUGUGUCGACAAUUUGCACCAAGUGCUCUGCCACUGCCACUGCCACAGAGACUGCUGCUGUUUCUGUUGAAACCUCCGUCGCUGCUACUGGCACAUCUCCAGUGUCGAGCCCCGCCCCAUCGUCCCUUUGCCCUAACACUGUGCCUCAGUGUAUCAACACCUGGCUGAGCCUGGUGCCCAAGUGCAACUCCAACAGUGACGCUUCUUGCUUCUGCCCCAACAGCGAGUUCACCUCCAAGGUUAUUUCCUGCAUUCAAGCUUGGGGUUCAAGCAAGAGCGAGAUCCAAUCCGCUCUGUCGUACUUCACCGGUAUCUGCGCCACCUGGGUGCCCGAGAACCCCGGCAUCGUGACUGCGAUUCCCUCAACCAUCACUCUGAUCCCAACAGUCGCUCCCUCGCUCCCUGCCUCUAGUGUUGCAGCUGCCUCCGGUGCCGUUACCGAGAGCGCUGUGGUCCCUGUCACUUCUGCCCCUGCAAUCCCCGUGACCACCAUCACUUACUCCACUUACACUGUGACUGUUCCUCAGGUCAGCUUCGUCACCGGACCCGCCGCCAGCUCUGGCUCGGUCUGGUCCCAGCUGCCCCCUAGCGGCGCCUCCCCAGCCAAUACCGGAAACGUCCCUGCCCCAGCCUCGGCGACUUUCGUCACUGCUUCCAGUGGUCGUGCCUCCGCUACAGCCAGUACAUCUUACAGUGCGAGUGCCUCUCCGAUCUUCAACUCCGCGUCGAGCUUGUCGGUCGCCUACAGCCUGGUGCUGGCUUCUCUCGCUGCUUUCCUCAGCUUGAUGAUGUAA
This is a messenger RNA of Penicillium brevicompactum, 3591 nucleotides long. Its product is annotated as extracellular serine-threonine rich protein. The record is from RefSeq and is a predicted model, not a curated record. The transcript is spliced from 5 exons. The coding region runs from base 1 to 3591 and encodes 1196 amino acids. Lineage: Eukaryota; Fungi; Ascomycota; Eurotiomycetes; Eurotiales; Aspergillaceae.